Molecule: messenger RNA, 1396 nt
Organism: Amphimedon queenslandica
Lineage: Eukaryota; Metazoa; Porifera; Demospongiae; Haplosclerida; Niphatidae
Exons: 15
Coding region: 28-1395 (455 amino acids)
Cellular component (GO): plasma membrane
Source: RefSeq, a predicted model, not a curated record
AUAUUUUCAUCAUUUUUGUUGGAAAAAAUGGCUACUGGGAUUGGUGUAUUCACAAAGAAAGCAGUUGCUGCAUAUGAUAAGUGGAUCCUAUCCAGUAAAAGCAGUGAAACGAGUCGAAUCUCCUUCAUAAAAGAGGAGGAGGAGGGAGAUGAGGAGGAAAGCGAAAAAUAUGUCCAAGCUUUCUCUGAUCUGGGACUACAAAUAAGUGCCCAUCAAGUCAGACAGUUAUUGUUGACUUGUUCAUCGUGUAUAAGAGAGGAAGGUGAGAGACCAAGCAAGAGAAGGAAAGAGGAAAAUAAACCAAUUCUCUCUUUCCAUCAGUUUUGUGUAUUUGCUAGUGAAGUUGCUUACCACCACAGCUCCUGUCGUCUAAGCAGGUCUGAUGAUGGUAGCAUGGAGAAGCGAUACAUUAAACCAAUCAAAGAGAAACUGAAAUUUAUAAAUAGUGAAUGUAGACAUGAAGUAUUUCUUGGUGGAUCCUGCAAUCCAACUGUUUGGAGGAGAGAGCUAUCAAUACCUUUACUGGAGAAUGAAGGAGUCACUUACUAUAACCCGCAAGUUGAUCACUGGACCCCUGAACUUAUGGAAAUCGAAGAAGAAGCUAAAAAGAAUGCUGUUGGUCUCCUCUUUGUUAUAGACAAUCAAACAAGAGCUUGUUCAUCCAUAGUAGAGACAGCAUAUCUAAUAGGGAGACAAGAAGAAGCCAUUGUCGUAGUUGUGAACGAUUUUUUGGACGAUUCUUGCCAAAUUGCUGGAGAGGCAAUUGGCGAAUUUGAAUUUCCUGACCUCAAGAAAAGUCGAUUGAUCAUCAAAGACUUGAUAUAUUCCCAUAAUAUUUUAAUUGAACCGAAUGUGAAAAGAGGGACAGAGACUGUCGUCAAGGUUGUACGGGAAUUAUUUACUGAGGAAGAUUUGAUGAGAAAACUUGAGAGAAAUAGAAUCACAAAUAAAAUUUAUAAUGAAAAUAUUAUAAGCAAACUAAAUUACAUAUUUUCAAUGUAUGAUAAUUAUAAAGACAAGACACUAACAAUUAAUGAGGCAUGUUUGGCCCUUCAUUCUCUUAAAGUAUUGUCACCGUUCGCUAGUCUUCCCUCUCUCCUUCCUUCCCUACCUUUCUCCAGGUGGGAGAGAGACGGGAUCAAUUUUGACGAGUUUUGUAUGUUAUACUGUGAAUUGAGAUACCAUUCGUCAGUUAAACUGAGGGACACUGUUAGUAAUGGAUGGACUUGGAGUUUAGGGACGUACCUGCGGUCAUCGGUACAAUGGUUGUCAGGUUUAAUAUGGCGUCCAUUUCCUUCCCCUCCUCCUCCCUCUAACGUAUAUGAUGUUUAUUUAGGAGGUACAGUAGAUAAUGAUGACUGGAGAAAAAACAUAGCAAUACCUUUACUAAUGUAAG